Colletotrichum spaethianum is the source of this 978-nucleotide messenger RNA. RefSeq names its product cytochrome P450 monooxygenase lolP1. The transcript is spliced from 4 exons. Gene Ontology annotation, molecular function: iron ion binding; heme binding; oxidoreductase activity, acting on paired donors, with incorporation or reduction of molecular oxygen. NCBI's taxonomy places the organism in Eukaryota, Fungi, Ascomycota, Sordariomycetes, Glomerellales, Glomerellaceae. The record is from RefSeq and is a predicted model, not a curated record. Bases 1 to 978 code for a protein of 325 amino acids.
AUGGCUGAACCGUCCGAUCUCGUCCAAGCUCUUCGCGGCCAAUGGGACAGGCACCCCGUCCGGGCCGUCGCCACUCUCUUGUCUCUGAUGCUCCUUCUGUACCGGCUAAUCGUAACAGUGAGACAAUACCGGAGGCUUCGACACUUCAACGGCCCGCCACUGGCGGCCGUAUCGAGAUUGUGGCUUCUCCGGGCCGUGAUCGGGCGCCGUGGCGACCUUGACUUCUACCACCGAACAGCUGCUCAUUUUGAGACGCAAGUAGGAUCUCUCGCGCGCAUCGGCCCCAAUGACCUCCUCAACGACGACCCGGAGCUCAUGAAGCGCAUGCUCGGCGUGCGGAGCGAAUACCUCCGUUCGGACUGGUACGAUGGCAUGCGCUUCAACCCGGCCAAGAACAACGUCUUGUCGUGGAGGGAUGAGAACGAACACUUCAAGUUACGGUCUAAAAUGGCGGCUGGCUACUCUGGCCGUGAAGUAGCAAAUCUCGAACAAAAGAUCGACGACAACUUGCUACGGCUUUUCAAACUCAUUGACGGCUACAUUGAUGGGGGCAAGCCCUUCGACUUUGGCCGCAAGGCACAGUUUUUCACCUUGGACGUCAUCUCGGACCUUGCUUUUGGCAGGCCGUUCCGCUUCUUGGAAACCGACUCAGAUGUGUACGAGUACAUCAAGACGACGGAGGACAGUCUGCCAAUGUUUAUGGUGACAACUGUGUUCCCUUGGAUUAUUGGCCUGUUCGCGUCGCCCCUAUUCAGGUCACUGCUACCGUCGGAGAAGGACCCGCUGGGGUUUGGGAAGGUGAUGGGUCUAGUACUGAGGAGGGCUUUUCGGCUGACGCUUGAAUUCAGGAUUGCCAAGCAGGUUGCUGCUGAACGCUUCGGGCCUGAUAAGAAGGUCCAGAGGGACAUGUUGGGUUCAUUUGUUGCGCACGGCUUAACACAAGAGGAAGCCGAAUCCGAGAUUCUCCUCCAGAUGUAA